AUCAGUAGUCCUCUAGCACAACGUGAAUUUAAAAAAACGCGGAAACGUGUGUUUGUCUUCUGCGUGUCUUCUAUUGGGACAGUAGGGGAUAUUCGGGGGCGCAUUGCACACAGAGCUGCCCGCUAUCCAUCAUAAACCCUUAUUUUUGAGAACAGUUGUGAAUUGACUGCAAGAAACUCCCCGGGGCCAGGGAUUUCAUAGUAGCCUACCGCGAUUGUGGAUUUUGUGACAUUGGCAUACAAUGACAACUUCCAUCCGUACAAAGACAGAUCAUUUGGAUUCCACUGAACCCCAGGUUCUGGACUAUAUGCUGGUUCGUCACAGGAACUUCAACCUGAUCAAUGGGGUCCACUCUCCCGACGAGGUCGACCAGAUCCAAAACUGGGAGAUCCGAGACUCCGACAUAUUCGUUGUCACUUAUCCCAAGUCAGGGACGAUCUGGAUGCAGCAGAUUCUGACUCUGAUAGAAGCCAAAGGUGACGUCACUCCAAACACAGAGCAUCUCAACGCGCAGCGCGUCCCAUGGAUCGAGCUGAUUGGCAGUGAGAAGGAGUUUAACGCCACCCCUUCCCCCAGGCUACGGGUCACCCACCUGCAGUACAAGUUCAUGCCGCUCGCCGUCAGACAAAAGAGGGGAAAGGUGAUCUAUGUGGCCAGAAACCCUAAGGAUGUUCUCGUGUCCUAUUACCACUUCCACAAAUAUGCAGCCAUGCUGGAGACACCGAAGGACUUCAAUGAUUUCUUUGAGAAAUUCAUGGAAGGGAAAGUUUUUGGGAACUGUUGGUUUGAGCACAUCAAGACGUGGUACGCUAAUAGAGACAACAUGAACUUCCUGUACAUCACAUAUGAAGAGAUGAUCAAGGACCUGCGCUCCAUGGUGGAGAGGAUGUGCAGGUUUCUAGGGAAGGAUUUGACAGAAGAGCAGAUGGCCAGUGUGGUGGAACACAGCACCUUUAGAACCAUGAAACAGAACCCACAGGCUAACUACAAGACAGUGCCCGACUCCCUGCUUGACCACAACAAGGGCACGUUUAUGAGGAAAGGGACCAUUGGGGACUGGAAGAACCAUUUCACUGUUGCACAGAGCGAGAGAUUUGACAGUGCCUUCCAGGAGAAGAUGUGGGACCUGCCCCUCUCCUUUGUGUGGGACAUAAAUGACGUCAAUAGUGCCACGUGAUGACAUCAUAGUCACGUCUUUCAGGGAUUUUUUAAAUCCUUGGGCAGGCCCCCUAAGUAUUUUUUGGGGGUCACCUACAGUGGGGCAAAAAAGUAUUUAGUCAGCCACCAAUUGUGCAAGUUGUCCCACUUAAAAAGACAAAAUGAGAAGAAAACAAAUCCUGAAAAAUCACAUUGUAGGAUUUUUAAUGAAUUAAUUUGCAAAUUAUGGUGGAAAAUAAGAGUUGAGUUGAAAUAAAUAAUCCCAGAAAUUUUCCAUAGGCACAAAAAGCUUAUUUCUCUCAAAUUUUGUACACGUGUUUACAUCCCUGUUGGUGAGUAUUUUUCCUUUGUCAAAAUAAUCUUUCCACCGGUCUCAAGUUGAGGGUGUGCAAUUGGCAUGCUGACUGCAGGAAUGUCCAUCAGAGGUGUUGAAUGGUAAUUUCUCUACCAUAAGCCACCCCCCGUUUUAGAGAAUUUGGUCGUACGUUCAACUGACCUCACUUCAGACCACGUGUAACCAUGCCAGCCCAGGACCUCCACAUCUGGCUUCUUCACCUGUGGGAUGGUCUGAGACCAGCCACCUGGACAGCUGAUAAAACUGUGUUUACACAACCAAAGAAUUUCUGCACAAACUGUCAGAAACCGUCUCAGGGAAGCUCAUCUGUGUGCUCGUUGUCCCAACCAGUGUCUUGGACCUGACUGCAGUUUGGCGUCAUAACUAACUUCAGUGGGCAAAUGCUCACCUUUGAUGGCCACUGGCACACUGGAGAAGUAUGCUCGUCACAAAUUAAUCCCGGUUUCAAAAGUACCGGGCAGACGGCGUGUAUUGCGUUGUGUGGGGUUUGUCAACGUUGUGAACAGAAUGCCCCAUGGCGGGGUUAUGGUAUGGGCAGGCAUAAGCUUCAGCCAACAAACACAAUUACAUUUUUAUCUAUGGCAAUUUUAACGCAGAUACCAUUACGAGAUCCUGAGGCCCAUUGCCAUUCAUCCACCACCAUCACCUCAUGUUUCAGAAUGGUAAUGCACAGCCCCAUGUUGCAAGGAUGUUCACAAUUCCUGGAAGCUGAAAAUGUCCCAGUUCUUCCAUGGCCUGCAUACUCACCAGACAUGUCACCCAUUGAGCAGGUUUGGGAAGCUCUGGAUCAACGUAUGACAGCGUGUUCCAGUUCCUGCCAAUAUCCAGCAACUUUGCACAGCUAUUGAAAAGGAGUGGAACAACAUUUCAACAGCUUGAUCAACUCUAUGCGAAGGAGCUGUUGCUCUCCAUGAGGUAAAUGGUGAUCAUACCAGAUACUGACUGGUUUUCUGAUCCACGCCCCUACCUUUUCUCUUGAAGGUAUGUGACCAACAGAUGCAUAUCAGUAUUCCCAGUCAUGCAAAUCAAUAGAUUAGGCCUAAUUAAUUUUUCAAUUGACUGAUUUCCUUAUAUGAACUGUAACUCAGUAAAAUAUUUGAAAUUGUUGCAUUUAUAUUUUGGUUCACUGUAGUAGCUAUCAAUCCAAAAUGUAUCUAUAAAACAAUGUACAUUUUCUAUUUGGAGGGAAAUAGUUUGGCAAGUGUACAGUAACUUCUCAUGCACUGUACCCACAUGGUUUCAGUCAGUUUUGAAUGUGUAUAAAAAAGUAUUAAAUGUUUAAAGAAUUAAAAUACAUUAAAAAAAAGCUAAUGUCUUGACUCAUUUUAGCUGUAAGUGAUUGAAUAAGGAAACAGUGACUUCAACCAACAGUGUCUUAAGGUUUUCUGUAACAAUGUGCUGCCGCCCUCUGUGGGCCAGUUUACAACUGUCUUGUGAAAUCCAAGCCGACAAGCACUUAUUCCCUAUUAUCUAAAUGAAGUGAUG
Messenger RNA from Oncorhynchus keta (chum salmon), 2998 nucleotides. Its product is annotated as amine sulfotransferase-like. Lineage: Eukaryota; Metazoa; Chordata; Actinopteri; Salmoniformes; Salmonidae. Gene Ontology annotation, biological process: sulfation. Gene Ontology annotation, cellular component: cytoplasm. The record is from RefSeq and is a predicted model, not a curated record. The coding region runs from base 242 to 1177 and encodes 311 amino acids. Gene Ontology annotation, molecular function: sulfotransferase activity. The transcript is spliced from 7 exons.